Sitophilus oryzae (rice weevil) is the source of this 1245-nucleotide messenger RNA. RefSeq lists its product as uncharacterized. The coding region runs from base 304 to 1218 and encodes 304 amino acids. The transcript is spliced from 2 exons. The record is from RefSeq and is a predicted model, not a curated record. NCBI's taxonomy places the organism in Eukaryota, Metazoa, Arthropoda, Insecta, Coleoptera, Curculionidae.
GAUGAAAAUUUAUCACGAAAUUUUUGUGUCAUGAGUCAAAAAUUUCAGGUUUCACAAUGGAAACACACUUGAAAUGCAUGAAAUAUUGUUAAAACUCUCAUGACACAAUAUUUCAUGAUAUAUUUGUUUCAUGAACAAGUUUCAACGUGUAUACAUGAUAUGCGUCGUGUUUCAUUUGAAAUAUUUGUGUCACUUGCUGCACGUGAGUUAUGGUGAUGUACUUGAAAUAAAAUUUGGUUGGCGCGGCGGUGUAUUUACAAUUUUUCGGGUCUGAUUAUUAUUUUUAUUAUUUUAUUGUGAAAAAUGGGUGAAGUUGUAAAUGAGAAAAAAAGAAAAGCGUGUAGUGUUAACUGGUCUCGACAAAUGACAUUCAAAUUAAUUGAAUUAUACGAAUCCCACUCGAAUUUAUGGGAUUGCUCAUUGGAGCAGUAUAAAAACCGAAAUGCUCGAAAAAACUCCAUUGAUACUAUUUCAGAAGUUAUGGGAAUAUCUGCUCAAGAGGUUAACGAUAAAAUUCAUAGCCUUCGAUGUCAAUUUCAAAGCAUAACUAGAAAAUGGAAAAAAACAAAAAGCGGCCAAGCUGCAGGCGAUAAUUUUGUUGUGAAAUGGGAGUUUUAUCAGGCAUUAAAAUUCAUAGACUUACCAACAAAUGGUAUGAAUGAAAACGCAAUUGAUUCAUUGAUUAAUGAACCCGAAGCUGUAACCGAAAAUUCAGAAAGUCGACACUCCCUUAUAGCUGAUGCAGAUCUAGACAACGCUUCAGCUUCAAACAUAUCAGAAAAUACAUCGCUGUCAAUGUCCGGUGAUGAAACACCAAGUUCAUCCAAAAAACAAACAUUAAAGAAAAAGAGAGAGCAAGAGCAACAAGCUGUACUUGACCGCUGCCUUGGCGUUAUGUCACACUCAGCCGACUCUUUUGAAAUAUUUGGGGAUUAUGUGGCAGACGAACUGCGAAGUAUGAGUUCAAAAGCUGCAGACCUGGAGUCAAGGGCCAAGCGAGAAAUACAGCGAAUUGUCUUAAAAAUGAACGAUGAUUACGACCUUAGAUUACAGACAAAUACAAAUACGUCAUUAGAGCAGAACAUGAACAAAGAAAACAUUAUUUAUGAGUCCCAAUCGCAGAACCAAAUUAUUCAUGUUGAGCCAGAACUUGCAAGAUCUGAUAACGAGCUUCAACAAUAUUACGAAAGCUUAUCGCCUACUUACUUCAAAAUGUAGAAUAAUACUUUAAUAAAAAUGUCUUAU